UUAUGCACAGAGGCAGUGCGGAACUUUUAACGGAGACACCGUUUCUGAACGAACGUAUUUUGUCGACGGACCGCGGCUACUCAGCUCUGUAGACCAAAAUUUUAAGCCAGGCGGUGAAGGAGCAGGUUAAAUGUCGUGUUCUCUGGUUGGCGUUUCUGGGUCCGUGAUUCCUCUGGAGGAUGGACGAGCUGUGAUUCUGGGCCGGGGUCCAGAGACAGGGGUCACAGAUAAAAAAUGCUCCAGACACCAGGUCAAGGUGGUGGCUUGUUAUGCAGACCAGGAUGUGGUGGUAACUCAGCUGGGUCCCAACCCCUGCUUCCUAGGUGGUGAGAAGCUGGGCCGGGGCCAGUCCGGUAAACUGGCUCACGGGGGCACGCUGUACCUGGUCAACCAGGACCACCCGUUCACUCUCCGCUUCACUCUGAGCUCCAACGGGACAGAAUCCAGCAUGGCUAAGAGGGGUCCGAAAUCCACAAAUAAGACUAAAGGAGGAGGCAACAGCAAACAGAAAGACGUUCAGCCGGGUCCGACGCCUAAACGUAACAUAAAGGACUUUUUUACUUCCUCUCCCUCUAAGUCAUCAAAAAGGAAUCUGAGCCCAGGAAGGGAGACCUCUGAGGUGAAGCGACCAAGAAUAGACGAGGAGGUCUCAGACAGAGGGAUCAACGAUGAGGAGAGGCUCAUCGAGGAAAAACUCAAACGUCUGCAGGAGUUGGCUGAGAAAUCUGCGACAGUCCAGACUAAAGACGACCAGCCUUCAUCCUCUUCGUCAUCAGCUAAGGAGUGUGCGAAGAGCAGCUGGCAGCAGAUAGGAAACCUGCUGGUUUAUACUGCUGCAGGAGUCAAAGCAAGCAACAAGAUUGCAGGAUUUGACAUUGAUGGUUGCAUCAUCACCACCAAAUCUGGUAAAGUCUUUCCUACAGCUCCUGAUGAUUGGAAGAUUCUGUACCCUGAGAUUCAGCCCAGGCUGGCCAGUUUGCUCAAAAAGGGCUACAAGGUGGUGUUCUUCACCAACCAGCUGGGCAUUGCUAAAGGCAAACUGAGACCAGAAGUCUUCAAAUCUAAAGUUGAGGACAUCCUGUCCACUCUGCAGCUGCCUGUGCAGGUGUUUGUAGCUACAGGUCCUGGUGUUUACAGGAAACCAGUGGUGGGAAUGUGGAACCACCUGUCUGACAAGGCUAAUGAUGGCGUGGUCGUUGACAAAACACAGAGUCUUUAUGUCGGAGAUGCUGCAGGAAGACCAGAGAACUGGGCUCCUGGCAGGAAGAAGAAGGAUUUCUCCUGCAGUGACCGACUGUUUGCUCUGAACAUUGGGCUUCAGUUCCAUACUCCCGAGGAGUACUUUUUAGGCUGGAAGAGCGCCCCCUACAGCCUGCCUGCAUUUGACCCGAGGAAGCUCGACUCCACCUCCAGGCUGUAUGACCCUCCGACCGCCUCGCUCACCUCUGAUAAGACGGAGGUCAUCGUUGCUGUGGGUUACCCUGCAGCUGGUAAAUCCUCCUUUUUCCACACUCACAUUAUUCCAAAAGGCUACGUCUACGUCAACAGGGACACGCUCGGCUCCUGGCAGAACUGCGUGUCGGCCUGUGAGCGCGCUCUGAAGGAGGGUCGCAGCGUCGCUGUGGACAACACCAACCCGGACCCGGAGUCUCGGAAACGGUACGUGGACGUGGCCAAAGCAGCCGGGGUGUCAUGUCGCUGUUUUCACUUCUCAGCCAGUUUGGAACAAUCCAAACACAACAACAGAUUCCGUGAGAUGACUCCGUCUGACAGCAAACACGCUAAGGUCAACGACAUGGUUUUCCACAGCUACAAGAAACACUUCAUCGCUCCUGCUCUGUCCGAGGGAUUCUCCGAGAUCCUCCAAAUUCAUUUUGUCCCAGUCUUCAAGGACACCGAGUCUGAGACUCUGUUCAGACAAUUCUCUGAGGGCUGAACAAAUCACUUUUUGUCGUUCUAACAAACAGAAAACACCUCAGAGUUUGGAGUUUCAGCUAAAGAACUGGCCUUUGUUCUCUAAUGUCUAACUGUUGUGACAGCAGUGACAAUAACUCGACUUGUACCUUAAAAUCAGAUUAUUUUUUAUUUAGACAAUAUUUCAGCACAGCAGCAGUAGAAAUGUUUGAGUGCUUUUCACAUUAAAAUUGACAUAACCUCAAUGUCUCAUUUUAGUUUUAUCUACAACUAAAGAAUCACAUCAAGACGUUGAAGCAGUUUCCAGUAUUUAGAUUUUAAAAACCAAACUGAGAAAUGUAGACAUCUUUAAAUGAAAUAGUUAUAGUAUCUACAGCUGUAAAUAUCCCAACAUUUGAGAUUUGCAUGAUAAUAUCGACUUUAAAGUGAAUUUCUGUCAACGACCGAAAACAUUAACCGGAAAAUAAAUCUGUCAGGUCUGGGCGUAGAUGAAGUUGAUUCAAAAACUUUUUUUUUCCCUAAACGUGUCAAAUAAAAUUAAUGUUUGCCUUGAAA
Messenger RNA from Austrofundulus limnaeus, 2469 nucleotides. It is a transcript of the gene pnkp, whose product is annotated as polynucleotide kinase 3'-phosphatase. Gene Ontology annotation, molecular function: ATP-dependent polydeoxyribonucleotide 5'-hydroxyl-kinase activity; protein binding; polynucleotide 3'-phosphatase activity. Gene Ontology annotation, cellular component: nucleus. Gene Ontology annotation, biological process: DNA repair. Bases 131 to 1936 code for a protein of 601 amino acids. The transcript has 18 exons. Lineage: Eukaryota; Metazoa; Chordata; Actinopteri; Cyprinodontiformes; Rivulidae. The record is from RefSeq and is a predicted model, not a curated record.